Molecule: messenger RNA, 399 nt
Organism: Neltuma alba
Lineage: Eukaryota; Viridiplantae; Streptophyta; Magnoliopsida; Fabales; Fabaceae
Product: E3 ubiquitin-protein ligase RNF181-like
Exons: 1
Coding region: 1-399 (132 amino acids)
Source: RefSeq, a predicted model, not a curated record
AUGGAUAACGCGCUCGUUUCAGAAGCCAAUAACCUGGCCACCUCCCCGCACCCACCUUCCACCUACUCCAUCGAUUUGGGCGCUUUCGACCUCGACGAGGCUCUCGCCUCAUCAGCCGGUGAUUCAUGCCGCCGAUUUGCCCACUCUAAGAGCUUCGUUGCCACAUUGCCGGCCGUUCAGCACAUGGACGGCGAUGCUGUUUGCUCCGUUUGCAUGCAAGGCUUUGACCAGCGCAGCAACCUCGACUCCGACGAUGGAAACAAACAAAUACAAAUACCCUGCGGCCACGUGUACCACUCCGGCUGCAUCGCCGCCUGGAUCUCUCGCUCCAACUCCUGCCCCCUCUGCCGCUCUCAUAUCUUCCCUCCACUCUCAUCAAUUACCUACACAAUGUCUUGA